AUGCAGCUCACAUCACGGCUGUGGGCGCUGCUGGCCUUCUCGACGCUCCUGUCCGCCGGCCAUAUCGGCGCCCUCCCAUCUGCAUCUUCCUCCCCGCUCGCCGCCUCGUCCUUCCCGCCGGUCGCCUUGGACGCCAACAUUACGCCAAAAGACCUCGAGGUGUACAACCAGGGCUUCGACGAGGACGCCGUCUUCCGCGCCUCUGACCUCGACGACGGAGACGGCACGGGCGACCCAAAGCAGCCCGGUUGGGUCGACCCACGUAAGAAUGGCGGCAGCAUGCUCGACCUCGUCGGCAACGGCCUACGUGAACCCAUCAACGUCAUCAUCUCGGGCCGCUCUGACCCCCACGUCCUCUCCGACGCCGGCCUAAAGGACUACGUGCGCACCAUUGGCUUCUCGUUCGAGUGCCUCAACCUGCACAUGGGCAACCUCCAACGGGCCGACCUCGGCGACGGCAAAGGCUGGAGGCCAGAGAUGUUCGAGUACCGCGAGACGCAGUGGCCCGGCGCCCCCGGACGCUGGGUGGGCGCGUGCUGGGAGAGCCUGUACGGCGGCAACCACUUCCGCGCCUGGAAACAGAACGGCACCCUGGCCAACACGGGCGCCUGGUUCCUCGCCGUGUCCAAGGAAAAGAACCUCAAGUACCACCACACCAUCGACAAGGACGGCUACAACCUCGGCCGCGACCUCCUCGUCGAGGCCGCGCAGCGCGGUGGAAAGUGGCAGAACUGGCGCUGGAAGGCCAACGUCGAGUGGGCCGAUGACCUCCUGCAGAAGGGCCGGCGAGGCAUCAACCACAACAUCCCGCAGGACGGCCGCACCGCCAUCUUGACCGUCUACCGGGUGAUUGACUCGCCCGUCACGUCUCCGGGACGCUGGCUCGCGCUCUCGUCGUCCUUGAACGCGUUUGCUAUGUGGAUCACCGAGACGGUCGAAAAGGCCAUCCAGGGGCUAGGCCUGGCGCCUGCCUCUCUGUGA
Messenger RNA from Pseudozyma flocculosa PF-1, 981 nucleotides. RefSeq lists its product as uncharacterized. The record is from RefSeq and is a predicted model, not a curated record. The transcript is spliced from 2 exons. The coding region runs from base 1 to 981 and encodes 326 amino acids. Lineage: Eukaryota; Fungi; Basidiomycota; Ustilaginomycetes; Ustilaginales; Ustilaginaceae.